This is a messenger RNA of Notothenia coriiceps (black rockcod), 1570 nucleotides long. RefSeq names its product early nodulin-75-like. The transcript has 5 exons. The record is from RefSeq and is a predicted model, not a curated record. The coding region runs from base 1 to 1473 and encodes 490 amino acids. Lineage: Eukaryota; Metazoa; Chordata; Actinopteri; Perciformes; Nototheniidae.
AUGGCAACGGCGAAGGGGGAGCAGACGAUCGAGAAGAUGCUGAGCCGACUAAUGAGCAGCAGCAUCAGGAGUCUGGACCGGGAAUGCAACUGCACUGUGAGGCUGCUGGACGACUCGGAGUACACCUGCACGAUCCAGACUAAUGGAGUAAGUUUGAAAGGCAAGAAGCUCUGCAUCGCUCAAGCCGUCCGCAAGCCCAGAGCCUCAGGACCACCUAAGAGGACGACCCCUUACUUCCCCGUGCUUCUGCCGAUGAGCUGUGACAGCAAGUACCUGAACACAUUUGCAGGGUUUCCGCACACCUACAACAACGGAGUGCCCUACUUCCAUCCUCCAUACUGCCCCAACAGGAGCCCUCCUGCCCCCCAGUGGCCUCCUGCUCCUCCAGUGAUGCUUCAUCUGUCUCCUCAGUCCGUCUACCAGCAACCGGUCUAUCACCAGCAACCGGUCUAUCACCAGCAACCAAUCUAUCACCAGCAACCGGUCUAUCACCAGCAACCAAUCUAUCACCAGCAACCGGUCUUUCACCAGCAACCGGUCUAUCACCAGCAACCGGUCUAUCACCAGCAACCAAUCUAUCACCAGCAACCGGUCUUUCACCAGCAACCGGUCUUUCACCAGCAACCGGUCUAUCACCAGCAACCGGUCUAUCACCAGCAACCGGUCUUUCACCAGCAACCGGUCUAUCACCAGCAACCAGUCUAUCACCAGCAACCGGUCCAUCACCAGCAACCGGUCCAUCACCAGCAACCGGUCUUUCACCAGCAACCGGUCCAUCACCAGCAACCGGUCUAUCACCAGCAACCGGUCCAUCACCAGCAACCGGUCCUUCACCAGAAACCGGUCUUUCACCAGCAACCAGUCCAUCACCAGCAACCGGUCCAUCACCAGCAACCGGUCUAUCACCAGGAACCGGUCUUUCACCAGCAACCGGUCCAUCACCAGCAACCGGUCUAUCACCAGCAACCGGUCUAUCACCAGCAACCAGUCUAUCACCAGCAACCGGUCCAUCACGAGCAGCCGGUCCAUCACCAGGAACCGGUCCAUCACCAGGAACCGGUCCAUCACCAGCAACCGGUCUAUCACCAGCAACCGGUCCAUCACCAGCAGCCGGUCCAUCACGAGCAACCGGUCCAUCACGAGCAGCCGGUCCAUCACGAGCAACCGGUCCAUCACCAGCAACCGGUCCAUCACCAGGAACCGGUCUAUCACCAGCAACCGGUCCAUCACCAGCAACCGGUCCAUCACCAGCAACCGGUCUUUAUCACCAGCAACCGGUCUUUAACCAGCAACCAGUCCAUCACCAGCAACCGGUCCAUCACGAGCAGCCGGUCCAUCACGAGCAGCCGGUCCAUCCCGAGCAACCGGUCCAUCACCAGCAACUGGUCUAUCACGAGCAACCGGUCCAUCACCAGGAACCAGUCUAUCACCAGGAACCAGUCUAUCAUGAGCAACCGGUGUGCAGCCUGUUAGUGCUCCACUUUGCUGAACAGUCAUAUUGGAUUAAAACCAGAUUAAAAAGUGCUACUGUAGAGGAGCUUUCUGCCUCUUUUUUUGGAGGAAACAGUAU